Caenorhabditis angaria is the source of this 942-nucleotide messenger RNA. The record is from the annotation of a GenBank genome assembly. NCBI's taxonomy places the organism in Eukaryota, Metazoa, Nematoda, Chromadorea, Rhabditida, Rhabditidae.
AUGUCGUCAUCUACAAAAUCAACCCAACCAAAUAGUUCAACUGAUCAACCAGUAACAAAUGUUAUUCAAGGAUUUAUUGACAAAUGGAGUUCACUUGGCAGUUUGUUUUCUGAAUAUUUCAGUAUCGCUGAACAAAAGAAAGCGCAAUUCUUAGAAUUCAAAAAUUCUUUUCAAAUUGAAGAAACAAAACAAGGGUUGAUGGGAUUUUUAGAAGCAAUGAAUGAUUUGACACCAAUUUCGAAUAUAAAUGCAAUGCAUUUUAUUGAACUAUUUAUGAUAUCUUGUAUAUUUAUAUUUGUAUCCUGGAUUGGAACAAUUAUUGGAUCAACAAUUGCUCCAUUAUUUCUUUCAUUUGUAUUUCUAGAUUUUGGUGCUUUUAUCAUGGCAAUUAUUGUAAUUCCAAUGAUUGCAACACAAUAUUUCAAUGAAGGUGGUCUCACAUCACUUUCAUCUGCAAAAAGACAAAUUGUCGCUGCUACUUUUGUUUUGGAACAAGGAAUUAUUUUGGGAUUUAUUAAUCGGCAACACAACUUCAAUUCUCCAUUACUCUUCAUUACUCAAGCUGUGAGUUUAUUUUCAGAAGAAAACCAAACUGUUUUAUUUUUGCAGGUAGCUUCCUUUGUUGUUCCACUAACUUUAUCCCGCUUCAAUGAUCGUCCAAAAGUAUUUGGAAUUGUAAUUGGAACAACUGUACUUGCUCAAUUAUUGAUUGGUUUAUCAUUUGGACACUUGUCAUUCGGAUAUUUCUUCCUCUCAAUAAUAUACAGUUUUUUCGCGAUAUUUUUCAUUCAAUUCACAAUUAUUUCUCGCCUUCGAAUCGACUUCGAUGAUGUAUUCUUCACAAUGCAUUAUGUAUUCAUUUUGGCAGUUAUCAAAUCACUUGGAUUAAUUUUAUUUGGAUCAACAGAUGGCGAGAAAGAUAUUAAACAAAAACAAAAAUAA